Molecule: messenger RNA, 1173 nt
Organism: Toxoplasma gondii ME49
Lineage: Eukaryota; Apicomplexa; Conoidasida; Eucoccidiorida; Sarcocystidae
Product: histone H2A1
Exons: 1
Coding region: 1-543 (180 amino acids)
Cellular component (GO): nucleosome
Molecular function (GO): DNA binding; structural constituent of chromatin; protein heterodimerization activity
Source: RefSeq, a predicted model, not a curated record
AUGUGGUUGUGCGAUUGGGCAAAGGAACCAGAAGUAUCAUUCUUCGACUCUUACAAAAUUUCCGCGGGCAAUACACACACGUGUUUCCCUACACGAGGUCGUCUUCUCCCUGUUUUUUUGGGUUCCUUCCUCCACUCCGUUUCCCUCGUAGACAAGAUGUCGGCCAAAGGCAAGGGCGGUCGCGCGAAGAAGUCCGGCAAGAGCAGCAGCAAGUCUGCCAAGGCCGGUCUUCAGUUCCCUGUGGGAAGAAUCGGUCGCUACUUGAAGAAGGGCAGAUACGCCAAGCGUGUUGGUGCUGGCGCCCCUGUUUACAUGGCUGCCGUUCUCGAGUACCUGUGCGCUGAGAUCCUCGAGUUGGCGGGCAACGCCGCUCGUGACCACAAGAAGACGAGAAUCAUCCCUCGUCACAUCCAGCUGGCCGUCCGCAACGACGAGGAACUCUCCAAGUUCCUCGGCGGAGUGACCAUCGCAAGCGGUGGUGUCAUGCCUAACGUCCACUCUGUGCUCCUCCCCAAGAAGAGCAAGGGCAAGAAGUCUCAGUAAAUGAGAGGACCCGUACGCGGAAAUGUUCAAGGAAGAAUGUGUUCUGAUGUAGAGCCAGUGAAAAAUGUCCCAACUGCCGAGCUAUCUGAAGGGGAUAAACCUCACUCUUAGGUGCGUUGCCUGUUUCGCGCCAAAGACGAUUUAGGCUUCACUAGAAGCCACCUUUUUUGUGUAGCGAAAAUCCAACACUGUCUCUUGCAGGCAGCCGGGUUGGAUUUCACUCCGACGCAACGGCAGGACGAUGCAGCACACAACAGUUACCACCAUUAAAGAUUAUCUUUCGACUGGUAAAAAGCACAAUUAGACUUCCGUAAGCGGCUUUUAAUGGCGAGGGGUGCAGGCGUUUGCGACGGCGUUACUCUUCCCAAAACGAUUCUUCGUUUGGUAUUUAGGUGUGGUGUUUCUUCGCUUAGCAUUUUUUUCGACGCUAAAAGCAUUCCUUCGGUCCCGGGCUACAAUCGGACCUACUGGUCCGUUGUGCUUGUGGUGCCAUUUUUAACUUGAACGUAAUGUUGGGUUUGUAGCCACCUCGCAAACGUUUUUGCCCUGCUGGCCGCAGUUCCUGUAUAUGUUGCUUCUGCGGAAAAGCCUGCUCUUUCGUGUUAGAACACAACCGUUGUGUUGGUUUUG